CGGGCCGCCCCCUUCCUUCGGCCACGCUUUGCCGCCCAGCAGCGGGCUUUCUUCGGCGUCUCUCCCUGUCCUUUUACCUGGAGUUGGAGGGCAGAGGUGUGUCAACUUGCCUUUCCCUGUAGCUGCAAGAUGCUCAAAUUGGCUGACAUCUUUAAUGCCUCAAGUGAUGAUGAAGACUUUCUUGGGUUUAGAUCCGACGUUCCCAUGGAAACAGUGUCACUGGAGGACAGCUGUGAGGGUUUCGAGUCACUGCCGCCAAGAAAACAGGAUGUUCAUUUUCAGUCCAAAUACCUGACCAAGGAACUGAGAGAGGUUUUCAGAGAUGACUCAGAUACUGAAAUGGAAGCUUUUGAAGGAUUUUCUUCAAAGGAAACUCCAGUCAACCGCAAGAGGAACUUGGAGGAAGGGGAUUCAGAUCCAGAGAAUGACCCUUUACCUUUGAUGGAGGAAGAGGAAGAUGAUGAUGAUCAAGAAAAGGCCUUUCCCAAGAGGAGAAGCUUUGGCCUUCGUGUAGCCUUGCAGUUUCCUACUAAGAAAUCUGCUGAGAAGACUUCAUCCAAGCGCUGCUUAAUGGACAAUAAAAACUUUUCCUCUUUUACCCAAACAAAAAAUGAUAAAACUUGGGAAAAAGUUGACCCUGAAGUAGCAUCUCCAGGGUCUAGAGAAGAUCCUAAAGAGGUACUGGAGGAAAACUCAACUGCCCUGCUUAAAAGAGCCAUGAAUAUCAAAGAAAAUAAAGCCAUGCUUGCCCAGCUAUUAGCAGAACUGAAUUCUAUACCUGACCUAUUCCCAGUGAAAACUCCCGUCUCAACUCCGAAACAGAAAAAAACACCAAGGAGAACAUUUUCAGAAGGCCAGAUCGAGCGUCGUACAAACCCCACCAGAAAUGCUCGUCCCCCCGAGAAAUUUGCUGUGGAAAAUUUUGCAGCUUCCGCCCUUCGGUUUGCAGAACAACUUCACAAUUACAGGCAACAGAACCUCCUGAAGAAAAGGCUAAAAGGGAGCAAGUUGGUGGUGUCCAAAAGGAGAAGAUCAUCAAAAUAUGGUUCAUUCCGACCAGUUGAAGAGAUAACUGAUGAAGAUUUAGAAAAUGUUGCAAUUACAGUAAAAGAUAAGGUCUACGAUAAGGUUCUGGGAAGCACAUGCCACCAAUGUCGGCAGAAGACCAUUGAUACAAAAACAAUCUGUCGUAAUGAAGGCUGUGGGGGUGUGAGAGGACAGUUCUGUGGGCCAUGCCUCCGUAAUCGCUAUGGAGAAGAUGUGAAAUCAGCACUUCUAGACCCAGAUUGGUUCUGUCCUCCUUGCCGUGGCAUCUGUAACUGUAGCUACUGUCGCAAACGUGAUGGUCGUUGUGCCACAGGAAUGCUUAUCCACUUGGCAAAGUUCUAUGGCUAUGACAACGUAAAAGAGUAUCUUGAAAGCUUGCAAAAACAACUUGCUGAAGAGGAUUGAAAAAAAAGUUUAAAACUGUACAAACCUAUAAUCUUGGUGACUUUUCAAAAACCUAAAUCAGAGCGGGAGGUUUAAAUUUUUAUCACUUUUAUACUUUUAUAUCAGAAGUUGUUUGUAUUUCAAAAAGAUCUCAGGAAAACAGCUGUAUAUGUUAUUUGGUUCAAUACAGUGGGAAUUUCUUCUUUAAAAUCUUAAUUGAAAAUGACUGAGAUUAAAUCUGCUUCCAUUUGUUUCACUGGGUUUUCCAUAAGAGAAAUGUCUGUGGCUGUGCUGCUUAGGAAUAGACUCCAGCUGUCAGUAGUUAAUGUUCAAUAAAUCCUAUCAGAGAGUGGAACUU
Messenger RNA from Pogona vitticeps (central bearded dragon), 1789 nucleotides. It is a transcript of the gene CDCA7L, whose product is annotated as cell division cycle associated 7 like. The record is from RefSeq and is a predicted model, not a curated record. NCBI's taxonomy places the organism in Eukaryota, Metazoa, Chordata, Lepidosauria, Squamata, Agamidae. Gene Ontology annotation, biological process: regulation of DNA-templated transcription. Gene Ontology annotation, cellular component: nucleus.